CUGAAAGCAAUGAGACAGAAAAGGCAGCAACAUUCGCAACCGAGUGUCAAACAGUUCUGAGCUGCUUGAGUUAGAUUAAAAAGCAUCAGCGAGAGUAAAGACUGGAGCUCGUAGUACUCGAUGCUACACUUUUGACGGAAUGCUUCGAUUAGUGAUUGUAUUUCUCCUCAUCGAUGAUAUUGGAGCAUCUGGUGAAAGGACCUCCCACAAUGAAGGGCAGCAGCUUGCAGACUUCUCACCAGAAGCUACCUAUGAGUCCCUUCAAUUCCAGUACAUGGCCAACUCUGGGUCCAUUGACCAUCUCUACUUGGAAGAACCAAUUGUUUUUGAUGAAAGUCCUCAGUUUGAAACCAUAGCUGUUGACAAAUCACAAGCUGGGAACAAAGAUGCCAUUCUUGACCAGGCCAGGGCAAAACCUGACCUUAUUCCACAAGACUCCUUCGAAAAUGCAGACAAAGAAUAUAAUGAGGUUGAGCACCCUGACACAUGCAUAUCCAAUGACUGUGCUCUUGAUGCUACACUGGACUCCAGAUUUCUGACCAAUUCAAAUUCAUCCCCUCAGGAUAACAAAGACUCAAAUCAAAAUUCUAGGUUUCCCUCAAAUACUUUUCUUGUUCCCAUUUUCAGUGAGUUGACAGAGGGAAGUGGUGAUAUGCAUAAACAGUUGCCUGAUCGUAAUGACACUGACCUUGAAUCCCAAAGAAUAAUCAGUUUGGAAAUUGAAGGAAUCACUGAAAGAUACAAAAGUUUGGUAAUCCCUCCUUCCAAAGAAAAUCAACCAGAAAACAGCUUGACUACAUUUCACACAUUAAACCCUUGGCCAGCACUGGGCUUUGCCACCCCAACAAAAUCUAACAUCGGUUUCCAAGAGCCUAAGUCUCCAGUGGAUGAGCUGUUGGUAGAUAGCAGGAGAGAGAAUUACAAUAAGACAAUUCCAGAAAGGACAUCAACCAGAACAAGAAUUGCAUCAAAUGACCAUUGGCCAAACAAACCAGUGAUGGUCCCUGAAUUAAAUAUAGAUCAGAGCUCAAAUGAUUCCCAGAUUGUCUGUAAUCCAGGAUAUAUCCAUGAAAACAAUUCCUGUUGGUCAAUCUGUGAAGUGAUUCCUGAUUACUGUUUUAAUGGAGGCAAAUGUGGAGUCAUAGAAAAUAUUGGCGUGUUCUGCAGGUGCAGUGAGAAGGAACACACUUGGUACAAAGGACAGCGCUGUCAAUCAGUACUCACAGAGAUUCAGAUCACGUGCAUAUUGAUUGGAGCAUGCUUAAUCACUCUUCUCCUAUUCCUCACACUGAUGGUAGCCUUUGUUGUAAAACUACGGUCACUAAAAAACAAACAGCAAACAUUUGACUCCAGAAGCAAACUGUGGAUUUCUUCAACACCACACAUCAACUCUUCUUUCUUGUCCGAAAUAUGUCAGCAGGGAGAUUGUUCCCCAUUGGCUAGCCAUGCCCCCAAUUCUCAAUCCACACUGCUCGGUGAGAAUCACCUGACUCAGGGAAGCUUUAAAUCACAACAGGAUGUGCAGAAAGAGGCUUUGACCAGAAGCCCUGAUGAAGAUAUGGCACUGAACAUUCAAAACACUGGGAUUUCAAAGUGUAAUGAAAAUGCUGAGACUGAUCACGAUCUUUGCGUUCUUUGGCGAACUGAACGGACAGCAGUUUGAUGGCCAUCAGCAGUGAGGAGUGUGAGUGAACAAAUUGUCAUCAAAUAAAACUCACAUCAACAACCAACAUCGAAUAUAAAGUUUUAAAAUGUAAGAACUGAUGACAAACCACAGAUUGGAAAACGCAAGCUUGGAGAGAUUUCUCUGUCAAUUUAACCCAAACUUGGGUCUUGGGUUUACUUUUUUCUGGAGAGAUUUUCAAAGUGGUAUUUCCUCCUAAGCCUAUCAAAACCAUCCACCCAUCUCUGGCUGUUAAACCUUUAUUUAAUAUUCAAAUCCAUAGUUUGAGAUAAAAUUACUGUGAAAUUAGGGAAAAGGUGGAAUUGGGCCUAACACCAUGGAUUUGUUCAAAAUGAAUCAUGUUCAAGAAAUUCACUAGAGAUUUAUGAAGAAUUAUUGAUUGGAUGAACAAAGAAUGCAGCAGGUGUCUUUAUAUGGAUUUCCUGAAAGCAAUUGAUGAAGUGUUUUAGAGAAGAAAUAGGUGUUUGUCAUAAGAAAUACUGUAGUGGGGAUAGGGAUUUUGGGAAAUGAAUUGUUAUUUAAGCUGGAGAUAGGCAGAAGGGCUAAGUCCCAGGUGUCAGUGCUGAAUCUACCUUUUUCCUUUAUAAAUCAAUGAUGGACUCUUGUAAGCAUCUGCUGACGAUGGGACUGAAGAGACUGAAAGAGACUGAUAGAUGCUGGAAAAAUGGAGACAGGUGACAGACUGAUUUAGAGAUGGCGAAGUGUUGGCUAGUUCAUUUUGUGAGCAAGUCAAAGAUUGGACAUAAAAUAGAAAUAAACUGAAAGGUGACAAUAACCAAAAGAACUGCAAGUGCAGCUUGGUAAGAUUCUUAAGAAUCACUGAAUUUCAUUUCGAGUUUUAUAUAUUGGUACAAUAAAAAUGAAAUAAGCAUGAAUUUCAACACUGUAUUAGCACACAAUGAGAGAACUAUAUGGGCUUUUGAUGCCUCAUUGGAGAAAGUAUGCAAGAUUAAAAAUAAAAAAAAUCACUACAGUAUGGAAAGCUGUAAAUGGGAUUGAGGGUCGAAGAUAGUGUGGCCAUUGUUACUGAUUCAAAGUAGGUUCUGAGGAGAUUUAAUAAAGAUUAUCUUAAAUGUUGAGGGUUGAUUGAGUAUGUAGUAACUAUUUGUCCUGGUUAAUGAGUUAGUGUUUGGGAUCAAGUGAUUGAAAUCACAUUUACGUUUUAUACCAAUAUAGGUAGGAAAGCAAGUGAGGAUGACACACAAGGUCAGUGGAGGGAUU
Chiloscyllium plagiosum (whitespotted bambooshark) is the source of this 2905-nucleotide messenger RNA. NCBI's taxonomy places the organism in Eukaryota, Metazoa, Chordata, Chondrichthyes, Orectolobiformes, Hemiscylliidae. The record is from RefSeq and is a predicted model, not a curated record.